Messenger RNA from Amphibalanus amphitrite, 1479 nucleotides. Its product is annotated as nucleoporin GLE1-like. Gene Ontology annotation, biological process: regulation of translational initiation; regulation of translational termination; poly(A)+ mRNA export from nucleus. Gene Ontology annotation, molecular function: phospholipid binding; translation initiation factor binding; inositol hexakisphosphate binding. Gene Ontology annotation, cellular component: cytoplasm; nuclear pore cytoplasmic filaments; nuclear pore. Lineage: Eukaryota; Metazoa; Arthropoda; Thecostraca; Balanomorpha; Balanidae. The record is from RefSeq and is a predicted model, not a curated record. The transcript has 4 exons. Bases 146 to 655 code for a protein of 169 amino acids.
GCGUCAGGGAGAGGACGUGGUGUCCAGUAAGCCGGAGGCGGCGUUCGCGCUGGCCGCGGUGCUGCUGGCGCUACAGUUGGAGUUCCCGCAGCUGACCGAGCUGACAGUGGCCCACUGCCAGGCGCGCUGUCCGUACCUGGUACCGAUGUACCCGCAGCAGUUGGACGGGGACACCAACGAACAGUACUACCGGAAACUCGGCUACGACUACGUGGACGGCGUGGUGGAGAAACAGGACAAGUUUCUGAAGCGGAUGUCGGGCAUAGCGCGGCUUUACGUGGCGCUGCUGAUCGCUCGGCCGCCGCAGCACACGCCCGCCCCGCCCCCCGGCGCGGUACCGGCCCGGCCACUCGGAGUGAAACAUUUGUGGCGCUGGCUAGCGGCCACCGUUAACCUGGAGCCGCGAGCCGACGUGACCGCUUCGAUCCUGUACGACGCCCUCGAGGUGGGAGGGUCCACGCUGUCCGCCGCCUACGGCACGCAGUUCGUCAAACUGGUGAAGCUGCUUCGGACACAGUACCUGGCGCGCGUUCAGCAGGUGACGCCGUCCGGCUGUGGCGGCCCCGUGGUGCGCCUGGAGCAGCAACUGCAGCGUAUUGUCAGCACGGGCCGAGUACCGCCGCCUCAGGGAGAACUCAAACUCUACAACUGGUAGCGGCGAGUCGCAGUCAGGUGACGUCAUAAAGCUGUCAGGUGACGCCCAGUCGGGACACCCGGUGACUUAUUCAGCGGCCACCUGUGACGCUCAGCGACAUCAAUUCUGACCCGGUUCGGCCCUCGUUUGGCCUGCGAUUCACGUGAUCUGGUGACCCCUCGACACCACAGAAGCACACUACGUUCUUCUGCGUUCGCUAGGCACCGAAGAUACCGCACUGUGGUCAUCUAAGGAGGGUGGUCUCCGUCCAAACGCUAACGGGUGGCUCUGUUCUGGUGUCACUCUAUCUGCAUUGAUGACGUAAGUCUCUGUUUGACUGUCGCAGCUCUCAUGUCACACAUAUCAUUGUUCAUCGAUCAGUGAUCACGAUUGUUCAUUGAUCAGUGAUCGGGCCUCUGGUUGAAGUAUGGACACCGAUGACCAACGCCUACCCACAACCCUUAGCACGAAAACAUCGCCAUCGUCUGUGGUUCGAAGCUGUGUGUUCAGUUGAGGCGGUCUCGCGGCCGUCGGAGACUGAGAGCCGACACAACCAGCGCAGGAGAACGACCGUUCGAGGCUGACACGAUUCGAUGUGUGAUAAGGGUGCGGAACUGCCUAGGUGCGAGUGAUUCGGUGGAUGUGGAUUACGGGAGAUGACGUGAAUGCCCUGGAGACUACAGUGCUACAUGAAACUUGAAUAUUUGAUGUUUUUAUGUGUAGAGUGUUGCAGCAGUGAAGGAUUGUGAUGGUUCGAACAAUUGUAGGUCAUUCGUCAAUCCUGCCAUGCUUGAUACCAGCGACUUUAAUGCUCUUAUGUCAAUAAAAUAUGUCAAUGUUCGUUC